CUCUCCUUCCAGAUCCAUCUCUCCACCUUCAUCUCCUCUCUGCAGCAUCCCUCCUCCUGCUCGGCCAAUCACCUGCUAGAGAGUGUGAUCAUGUGACCGGCAGCCACCAAUAGCUGUCCACCAGGCACCGGCAAAAAUAGGGGAGGUGUCUCUCCUCCUCCUCCUCCUCCUCCUCCUCGUCCUCUCUGUGAGUCAGACGGUGUGUCUGGAGGAGAGUCGAUGGAUGUGAAGGAUCCGUCUAACGAGCUGAGACACGUUGCUUCUUCUUCACUCGGAGUUUAGACGCUGCAGCUCCGUCUGUUACCGCCUCUGCCUCCCUCCCUCUCCCGGGGAACACAGGGGGGAUGAAUGGGGAGGCGAUGGAGGGGAACCCGGCACAAGUGCAGCAGCAUGCCGGUAACGGCUCCCACCUCCCUCCCCCUCCCACCAUCACGCCAGCCAUCCCUCCCUACGUGAAACUGGGUCUGACCAUCGCCUACACCAUCUUCUACUCGCUGCUGUUCGCCUUCGUCUACGCCCAGCUCUGGCUGGUGCUGCGGUACCGACACAAGCGCUUCAGCUACCAGACGGCCUUCCUGUUCCUGUGUCUGCUGUGGGCCGCCCUGCGCGCCCUCCUCUUCUCCUUCUACUUCAGAGACUGCGUGACCGCCAAUGCGCUCGGACCCUUCGCCUUCUGGCUGCUCUACUGCUUCCCCGUCUGCCUGCAGUUCUUCACGCUCAGCCUCAUGAACCUCUACUGUGCACAGGUUUAUUUUAAGGCCAAAUCCAAGUAUUCACCUGCACUACUCAAGUACAGACUUCCUCUUUACCUGGUCUUCUUGGGCGUCAGUCUUCUCUUCCUGGUGGUUAAUCUGGUCUGUGCCCUGCUGGUCAAAAUGACCGCGGCCGACGUCAAGACCAUCGUCCUGGUGAGGGUCACCAUCAACGAUAGCCUGUUCGUCCUCUGCGCCGUCUCGCUGUCCGUCUGCCUCUACAAGGUCGCCAAGAUGUCGCUGGCCAACAUCUACCUGGAGUCGAAGGGGACGUCGGUGUGUCAGGUGACGCUGAUUGGCAUCAUGGUGGUGCUGCUGUACGCAUCGCGGGCCUGUUACAACCUCGUGGUCCUAGCCCUCACCGACAUCGAGACCAUCAACUCCUUCGACUACGACUGGUACAACGUCUCGGACCAGGCGGACUUGCGGUCUUCGCUGGGAGACGCCGGUUACAUCGUGUUCGGGGUGAUUCUGUUCGUCUGGGAGCUGCUGCCCACCUCGCUGGUCGUCUUCUUCUUCAGGGUCCGACGGCCGCCUCAGGAAAGGAGCACUGCCGGGAUACCGAACCACGUUCUCUCCUCCAGAGGAUAUUUCUUCGACAACCCUCGUCGGUACGACAGCGACGAUGACCUGGCGUGGAGCAUUCCUCCCCAGAAUGCAUCAGCAAGUCUUUCCUCCGACUGCUACGACUGGGGCAGCCGCCACAGCAGCUUCACUGUGCACACCAACGGCGACGAACAGCGCCUGACCACCGCCGCCGGAGAGCUCCACCCUUACCCAUAAUUCCUCUGUUCACUGUACAGCAUCACUCUGCACUUUGACACCAAUCAGUUAUUGUGUUUCUUAUCACUGACGUACCAGUUUGUAGAGAAUUUAUAGAAAAUACCAGAAUGUCCAGCAGGGUUCCCACAUGGGUCGUAUUCAUGUUAACACUGUAGCGCCCCCCUCAGGCCACUGCAGCACACAGCAGCUCAUCAGGAUCCGAUUCGCUGAUGGAGGCUUUGAAGUUUGGAGAAAUCCAUGUUCCAAAUAUAUUUAGGUUUUGCACAAAUUGGAUGAAUUGUACAAAUCAGUUUCAUAACGACGAGUUGCGUUUAAACGUUAUCCGGCUGCUGCGGCGCCACCUACAGGUCAGAGGGUCGAUCCCUAUGAAUAUGAAUGAAAGUGAGUUUAAAAGGUCCAGUUUGUAACAUAAGAGGAUAAAAAUGUCAGUGGAUCCAGAGUGUGGAGGAGCCCUGCUUCAGAGAAAGUCUGUGUUGUUUAGAGUCUGUAGACAAUGUUGUGAUGAAUGUUUCUUCGAUCAUUUGGGGAGCUUUUCAUCGAGUAUUAACUCGGGCACAAUUCUUCAUUUCAUUUGAGACAAUUAUUCCCGCCUCACUCUGCAAACGAAGGUCCCAGAUGUGAUUUUUAAGACUUCUGGAGAGUGAUGAGACACUUUCAGACAAUCUGUCGGGUUAAUGAAGGUCACUUAAAGCUCCAGUGUGUAACACUAAUAUCCACAGGUGUGUUUUCUUUUAGUGUUUAAUCACCUGAAAAUAAGAUUCACUGUUUUUGUUACCUUAGAAUGUUUUUAUCUACAGAGGCAGCGGGUCCUUUCUGGCAGAGUCCGCCAUGUUUCUCACGAUUCUCAUGGCCACCAUAGUUCCUCCUACAUGCUUGGAAGAUGUGACUAAACCCUAAACACUGGAACUUUAAGCUUUUGACAUUAACCUGCGAAACAAUCGAACAAUCUUUCGAGUCAUUUUCUGAGAUUUUUGACUGUAAGAGACAAAAGACAAAAAGAUGGACGACAUGACAGCUCUCCAAAAACUCAGCUCUCCCCCUUAUAAAGCUUAUAAAGUAUUAUAUACUACAAAAUCAAAUUAAAUAAAUGUUUCCCAAAGAUG
Molecule: messenger RNA, 2638 nt
Organism: Dicentrarchus labrax (European seabass)
Lineage: Eukaryota; Metazoa; Chordata; Actinopteri; Moronidae
Gene: gpr137bb
Product: G protein-coupled receptor 137Bb
Exons: 7
Coding region: 345-1535 (396 amino acids)
Biological process (GO): negative regulation of bone resorption; negative regulation of osteoclast differentiation; positive regulation of TORC1 signaling
Cellular component (GO): lysosomal membrane
Source: RefSeq, a predicted model, not a curated record